CCAAUUUAGCAAAACUGGACAAAAAAUCUAAGCCAGCCUGAUGUAGCAAAGUUCCAGCCUGCUCUGCCCACCUAUCUUUUGAAUACAGGCGCCAGCAUGGUCUGAUUGACAUUCCCCUAUACAGGAUGUUUCACAACAAGCUGAGCCAUGGUGGUCACCGCGCUGUCCCCGAGCCUGCUGCUCCGAGCCCUGGCGGGACGAGCUCCCCGAGCCUGCUGCUGUGCCCUGAGCGCCCGUCGGCUGCACCUCACCGCGCCCAGAAAUGAUGCAGUCAUAAUUUCUGGAAGAAAACUGGCUCAGCAGAUCAGACAGGAAGCCCGACAUGAGGUUGAACAAUGGGUAGCAGCUGGUAACAAGAGACCCCAUCUCAGUGUGGUUCUAGUUGGAGAAAAUCCUGCAAGUCACUCCUAUGUACUUAACAAAACCAAAGCAGCUGCUGAUGUAGGGAUCAGCAGUGAAACAAUCCUGAAGCCAGCCUCCAUCACUGAAGAGGAGCUGCUUGAUUUGAUUAGCAAGCUAAAUGAUGACACCAAUGUGGAUGGUCUGUUAGUGCAGCUUCCCCUACCUGAGCAUAUUGAUGAGAGAAAGAUCUGCAAUGCUGUGAUCCCAGAAAAAGAUGUUGAUGGCUUUCACGUGGUGAAUGUGGGACGCAUGUGUCUGGACCAAUAUUCAAUGCUGCCGGCUACACCUUGGGGUGUGUGGGAAAUCAUCAAGAGAACUGGAAUUCCAACCCUGGGGAAGAAUGUAGUAGUGGCUGGCAGAUCAAAGAACGUUGGAAUGCCCAUUGCAAUGUUGCUGCAUACCGACGGCAGACAUGAGCGCCCUGGAGGUGAUGCAACAGUAACAAUAUCACAUCGCUACACUCCUAAGGAACAGCUCAAGCAACACACGAUUUUGGCUGAUAUUGUGGUAGCAGCUGCAGGUAUUCCUAAUCUGAUCACAGCUGAUAUGAUUAAAGAAGGAGCAGCAGUUAUUGAUGUUGGGAUAAACAGAGUGCAGGAUCCUGUUACUGCCAAGUCAAAACUAGUUGGAGAUGUGGAUUUUGAAGGAGUAAAGAAGAAAGCCAGUUACAUCACUCCAGUCCCUGGGGGAGUUGGGCCCAUGACAGUUGCUAUGCUGAUGAAGAAUACAAUUAUUGCGGCAAAGAAAAUGCUGAAAUCUAAAGAGCUUGAAGCCUUAACUGUUUAAUGGUGGACCUAUAACUUUCAAAAUAACAUUCCAAAUCAACUCCCAAAAACAGGCCGAUAGAAAUGCAAUAUUUUUAUUUAUUGUAGAGAAGUGCAUUCAAUGAGACUUUGAAGUCAGUAGAUAUUUAUUUAAAGCAUAAGUAUACAAUCAUUUGUAUACAAAGGCUUUAAGCAUCUAAAUACCUGGGUCACUCCAUCUGUUUAGUUUGUAAUGAUUCCCAGUGAAGUUGGGUUUUUUAAUAUUUAAACUAGUUACAUUCUGAGAAGUCUAAAACUUGCAGGAUGGAGAAAAUCAGCUGCAAGUGAUUUCGAUAUGACAGUGUUGCAUAUACAGGAAUUUAUAGUACACAGGAUAUGUGAAGCUAGCAAGUUGGAAAAAAGAGUAUCGUUCCACAGUGAAAGAAUAAUGAUCUUCAAGGUAAAGUGCUUUCAUAGAUCCUGAAAUUUGACCACAUUUACAGGAUUGUUUGCUAGCAUUGUUGAGAGUGCAAAAUAGUAAUCAGGUGUGGAGCUAAAAUUUAUUUUUCUACCAAAAAAGUUACACAGGUUUAAAAACAGACUUAGACUUGCAUGGAAAAGCUGUUAACUACUUGUUCAAAUCUAGGUAGCAUUGAAUCCUGCUAAGACAUCUUAUAAGCGCAGACAGGUUGAAAGCUAAACAGUUCUCCCAGCUAUUGGUAUGUAGCUAGACCAAUAUUCAGUACUGAGGCACAAUACAACUCUAUUUAUUUUUCUUUAGCCAAAGAACAGAGGUGGCUGUUGGCUCUGCAUUGGAUGUGACAUUUUACACUACAGUGUGAGGCCUGAAAAUGCUUAGUGAAUAACCUAGGCUAACUUUGAUUAAAAAAUUAUUGAAAAAAUAAUUGCUUGGUCUCAGAAUCAUUAGGAUGGGUGAGUAACAGCCCAGAUGUUAGGUUCUUGAACAUAUAGCCUGCCAGUUAAAUUGCCGCAGGGCAUUUGAUCUGUAUAUAGUUGCCUUGGAUAACUUCUGGUCUGGUAUUACUCAAAAGCUACUUUUAAACUCAUUACUGUUUUGGUGUAUCAACUUCCUAAAAAGAGCUGGGAUAGCUUUUUUUCCACACAGCUAAAUCACUUCACUUUGUUUCUGGUCAGAGACAGCCAUUACACCAAAUGGUUUGGUUGUCUGUUCUGGACCAGUCAGACUCGAUUGCAAUUACUAAACUCACUUCCACUUUUGUCAAAGCAGCAGACUGCUUCGUGUGGUAUGCAUUCAGAUUUUUUUUAAGGUGAUAGCUUCCAACUUUUAUUUCAAAGAACGUCAGCUGUAGUUGGAGCUGCUGCAGCAGAAGUGAAUUGUAGUUAAAAUUCAUUUCUGCUGCUUAUCUCUGAGUGUUGCACCAAAAUUUGCAGAAUAGCUUCUAAUGCUAUCAGUACAAAAGGGACUUUUAAAGUUUCUUACCAUCUGUAGUGGACUGCAGCUCCAUAUUAACUAGGAUGAAGAAGAUUGGAUUUACAUUUCUUUCUAGACACUUCCCUCUACAGCAAGUCAUGUUUCUUCUGAAGGCAAAGCCUCAAGUGUCCUGGAAAGUAGUUUGAAACAAAACCUGCUCCUGCUGCCAAAUCUCUAAGAGGAAGAGACCCCUUUAUUGUGAGCAAAAAAACAAAAAACUUGCUGCCUUACCUGCUGGAGCUGUGAGAGCCUCCAAGAAUUGAAAGCUUGUCUACUGCAAACUACUGCGCUGCUAGGUCCAAGAACACCAUUAGUCAUAUAAAUGUUACCUGGAUUUCACCACCUUCUCCACUAGACUGGUCUUAGCAGGUUGUUGUAUAGGAAGGAUGCAUUUUUGAUGAGAGUGAAAUCCUGGAAGUUAAGAUUUAGGUUUGUAUCAUGAACACACUACAAAGUGAAGAGAAUUUAAUGAUUUAUUGGAUUGUUAAUGAAAUGUAAAAUAGCUACUGUAUGUAGUAGCAAGUAGGCUGCAAGUCUGGUACUCUUCCAAUCACUUUGCAUAUACAAAAAAUUGUAAACAGCCUGUGACAUUGAACACGGCAUGGAUUUAAUUAAAACUGGUACUGUA
Mauremys reevesii (Reeves's turtle) is the source of this 3226-nucleotide messenger RNA. It is a transcript of the gene MTHFD2, whose product is annotated as methylenetetrahydrofolate dehydrogenase (NADP+ dependent) 2, methenyltetrahydrofolate cyclohydrolase. Gene Ontology annotation, molecular function: methenyltetrahydrofolate cyclohydrolase activity; methylenetetrahydrofolate dehydrogenase (NADP+) activity; methylenetetrahydrofolate dehydrogenase (NAD+) activity. The transcript has 10 exons. The coding region runs from base 148 to 1188 and encodes 346 amino acids. The record is from RefSeq and is a predicted model, not a curated record. NCBI's taxonomy places the organism in Eukaryota, Metazoa, Chordata, Testudines, Geoemydidae. Gene Ontology annotation, biological process: tetrahydrofolate interconversion. Gene Ontology annotation, cellular component: mitochondrion.